Messenger RNA from Nilaparvata lugens (brown planthopper), 863 nucleotides. RefSeq lists its product as uncharacterized. Bases 311 to 676 code for a protein of 121 amino acids. NCBI's taxonomy places the organism in Eukaryota, Metazoa, Arthropoda, Insecta, Hemiptera, Delphacidae. The record is from RefSeq and is a predicted model, not a curated record. The transcript is spliced from 4 exons.
UAACUUUAAGAGUGGAGUGAGUGAGAGAUUGAUGUUGUCUGUUGUGAUCCCAGUCGGUCACGCAAAAUGUUUUACUUUUUUCUGGUGAAAUGUAUUUGUAACAAAGUUUGAAAAUAGUUAUGUAAAGCUUCAUCUUUCGAGUGAUUGUAAAUAUUUUAAUACAUUUGAUUUUAUCCUUUAACAAUAAUGGAGAGUUUAAAUACGCAUUUCUUCUGAAAACUCCACCAUUGACCUGCACUGCCAUCAAAUCCUAUAGGCCUAGUCUUUCUAUUUUAACUACAAACUAGAAAUUGGCGCUGACUACGAGAAAAUGGAGGUGGAUUUAGAAGUCAAUGAUGAAGGGCAGAAUGCGUCCGACAAUCAUGUGACCAGAUUGUCGUUGAGCCCGUUCAUGAGCGAGUUGGGAAUUUCUCCGAUGUCGGCGCUUGCUCGAAACCUAGACACUGCCUCAAUCAGUAUCAAUCCUCGAAAAUUGUCUCUGAACAAUUGUGAGGAAUCACCACUGCCAUCAAUAGUGCCAAUUAUAGAAAAGUCAAGUCCUACGCCUUUAUCAUCUUAUAGAGUGAAAAUAUCGCCAAGGAACAACAGCCCAAGGAGCGGAUGUCUCGCACCCCCCAUACUUCUCAUUGACGAGGUCCUUCAUGCUUCAUUCACUAACUCAGUGGCAUUUGAGUAGAAUACCGGUAGUGGAUUUGCAUAGGUUGGCGCCAUUUCCCUGGAAAUAGAGUGUUAUAUUUUCUUGUCAUUUUUCUAAAAAAGUAUGAAGUAAAGUACUAGUACUGUAUAUUUGAUCUACUAUGAAUUGUAUAAUAGUAGUUCUGUGAACAGUAGACCUCACGCAGUAUUCUCAUCCACAAGUAGCU